GAGAAAUUAUCCUCGAGGAUGCCUCUGCGAGCUAUUAUCCGGUACCUGACUUUGCGGUACUUGAAUAAUGAGAACGUGAUCAACAGGUUAGCAGAAUCUAAACCAAUGAGACAAGCCGCACAAUUCGUAGUGUCCAUACUGAUUAGAACGGGUAUGAUUAACGGAACGCGCCGCUCUAUCUCUAGUCCGCAGGAAUUUAUUCAGCAGCUGAAAAAUAUUGCGGAUCAGUUGAAGCGACAAUUGGAACAAAAGAAAUAAGUUCCAGAGAUAGGUCUGCAAUUUAUCAAUAGAUCGUGUAAGUUUUCUGCCAAACCUUAUAGAUGGUUCCUGUAUUUGUAUAAAUUUAAUAGCGAUGAAAAUUCGCAAUUUUUAUCGCUGCAAAGGAGAAUAAAACUUGUAAAAUUUACCAUGUAGUAAAACAAGAUUUUCAUUUAUUUAGUACAUUUCGAAUCACAUUUUCGCAACGUGUAUAAUUUAUAUUGUAAAUAAGUGCCCAAUUGUAUGCUCAAUUAUAUAGAAAUGACUUAAAUUUGCGAAAGAAACGAACCUUCUCCACAGUCAGCAGCACGUCAGUGCUUAUCAGGGAAUAGAUACGUCUGAUACAAUGGAAAAUUUUCUCUUUAUAUUUGAAAUAUAGUAUGAUACAUCUCUGCUUGAAGUUGCAAAAUGUAUUACAAGGUAGAACGAAGUAUAUGUGAUUAUAUUCUCUUCAUAGAAUUAUCGUACAAGAGGGAUUAUUAUGAUAUACACGGCAUUGGCCAUACUUCAAGUCUUAUUUGUAAAUUCUAGAAGCGUUGAUAAAAGGAGUUCGCACGAUCUCUUGUACAAAUGUAUGUGUGUUCAUACACUGUAUAUUAUAGAGAUGGGGACGUAUGUCAUGUAUUUCCUGAUGCUGAUUUCAUCUGCAUGAAUCUUUUAUAAAAAUAAUAUAAUUUAUAAAUACCGACUUGUAGCUUGUCGCAUUGUUAAAAGAAUAUCUUUUUAAUCAAAAUGGUCAAAACGUGGAAAAUUGUACUGCAAUAAAUUUGUAUCAUGUGUUAAUGUUUAAUAAAGUUAUAGAGAAUAAGUUCCUACACA
Messenger RNA from Vollenhovia emeryi, 1077 nucleotides. RefSeq lists its product as uncharacterized. Lineage: Eukaryota; Metazoa; Arthropoda; Insecta; Hymenoptera; Formicidae. The coding region runs from base 19 to 258 and encodes 79 amino acids. The transcript has a single exon. The record is from RefSeq and is a predicted model, not a curated record.